UGUAACUGUGCGUGCAAGCCAAGAGAGAGCAAGGAAGAGAGCUCUUUGAGAGCAAGGAGGGAUGGAGAGAAGGAUGAGUGGGAAUAUCACCUAACCCCAUCUUCCUCCCCUCACACCUCCCCCUUGCUACCACCCACUGUCUGCCUCUCCACUGCACAUCCACUUAAACCCUCUCUUCUUCAGUCCCCUCCUCUGCCACCACUCCUAAAACCCCCUCCCAUCUCUUCUUCCUCCACUCCUUCUCGCCAACCCAGCCUGCUUGGACUAGGAAGCAGGCACAGAUUUGUAGCUGGACAGGCUUGUGCAGGCUGAACAGAACCGAAAAUAAACCAGUAGGGAUAAGUUUGUCCAGAAUUUAUGAAAAAUGGAGCUCUAGUCCAAGGAGCCAACCCAUUUAGCAGAACAAACUAAAUUCGAAAACAUUUUAUGAAGAUCAGCAGAGGAGCCAGCACAGAAGUCUUUGUGGGAGAUAAGGGGUCAAUUUCAGUUUUAGUAUGCUAUUUUAAGCAGAAUAGAAGAUAGUAGAGAGCUAAGAAGGCGACAGCAGACAUCAAGCCUUAGCUUUAGACUUUAUUAUAGCUUAGGGUUGUUGUAGAGUCUCUUAAUGUAGAGAAUGAAACUUUCUAGAAUUUUUCAAAAUUUGAAGAUUAAGAAUAUACUGACCAAUAAAAGAUAGAUUCGAAAAAUAUGAAAUCGAAUUGAUGCUAUAUUGACAAUUAGUGAUAAGACUCAAGAAGUCUGGGAAUUUAAAUAUCUUCUGGUUGUGAGUUUGAAGAAGUUCAAAAGCACUAAAACCUCAUCAGCUGCUAAUUGGAUAUCUGGUUCACCACCUGCUCAAAAUCUGGCAUUUAAAUCAUAAUAGUUUAAAAGCACAUCAGCAUUGGUUUAAUUUUAAGGAAAUAUUAAUAUUUUUUCAGAGAAGGUUCCUUCUGAAAGUAAAUUACUAA
Molecule: messenger RNA, 947 nt
Organism: Moneuplotes crassus
Lineage: Eukaryota; Ciliophora; Spirotrichea; Euplotida; Euplotidae
Source: the annotation of a GenBank genome assembly